Messenger RNA from Colletotrichum acutatum, 451 nucleotides. RefSeq lists its product as uncharacterized. The record is from RefSeq and is a predicted model, not a curated record. Bases 166 to 396 code for a protein of 76 amino acids. Lineage: Eukaryota; Fungi; Ascomycota; Sordariomycetes; Glomerellales; Glomerellaceae. The transcript has a single exon.
CGUUCUCGCUUGGACCGGGAGCAUUGGGUUUAACCAAGAAAUUGACUCUUUGGAUCCGUCGACAAUGGAACAAUGGAAGGAGAUGGCGCAGCCACGUGACACCGCCACGGGUCCGAUCACUUGGAGCCGGGCCUCUGUCUUCAUCAUUCAAGCACUCAGGGUCCUAUGCGAGCAACCGUUCUUCCGAUUUUUGGAAUCGCGGUUUCAGUUUUGGGAUCACCUUCCAGACCUUGCGUCUACCUCCUAGAUAGCCCCAUUCAGAGUCGGCCGAGAUGUUUGCGGCUCUCCUCUCCGCCGGCCCUGUCUUCAGGGGCUCUACGGGGCGGCACGUAUGGGCAGAUCGAACCUGGACUCAAACAAUCGCGCGAGAGUCGUCAAAAAAUGUUUCCAGGGUGAAGGUGAACACGAUUCACUCAUCUGCGGUUUGGCAUAUAAACACGGCAUGAGAGAC